Molecule: messenger RNA, 2181 nt
Organism: Hylaeus volcanicus
Lineage: Eukaryota; Metazoa; Arthropoda; Insecta; Hymenoptera; Colletidae
Product: cytochrome P450 4g15-like
Exons: 9
Coding region: 189-1880 (563 amino acids)
Molecular function (GO): monooxygenase activity; oxidoreductase activity, acting on paired donors, with incorporation or reduction of molecular oxygen; heme binding
Source: RefSeq, a predicted model, not a curated record
AUUCUUGUUCGUGGAUUUCAGCGCAUGUAAUGUGGUACGCGUAGAGGUAUUCGGUACAGUGAACAACCAACAUUAAAUUCUUAGCAUACGCUUAGCAAAGCUGAAAAUAGUGGCUUACUCCUAAAUUUGUUGUUGUAAUCAAUAUCACCUUUGUCGAACACGAACAUUUCACGAGUGUGUCAUCGAAGAUGGAGGCGAUAAUGAUGUCAACGUCGUACUGGCAAACUGCGGUUUUCUAUUCGCUCAUUGCGAUCACUACAAUUUUGUCUGGCGUUUACGUAUAUAUGGAAAAUUUACGAAUAGUUCGUUUUGGAAACAAACUUCCAGGACCAAAGACAGUGCCAAUUUUAGGAAACGCGUUAUUAACUUUUGGUAUUCAUCCAGACCAUGUUUUGGAGAAACUGGAAGAGUACGAUGUGUUUGGACCGGUGGUGCGUGCUUUUUUAGGAAAAAAAUUAGUCAUCUUUCUAUAUCAUCCCCGCGAUGUUGAAAUUAUUCUCAGCAGCACGGUUCAUAUUGAUAAAUCUCCAGAAUACAGAUUCUUCAAACCUUGGCUGGGAGAUGGUUUAUUGAUAAGUAGUGGUGAAAAGUGGAGAAGCCACAGAAAAAUCAUAGCACCUACGUUUCAUCUAAACGUAUUAAAAACGUUCGUUCCGUUGUUUUAUGAAAAUAGCCGAGAUUUGGUAGUACGCUUACGCGACCAAGUGGGAAAGGAGUUCGAUUGUCAUGAUUAUUUAUCAGCAGUCACUGUUGACAUUUUAUUAGAAACAGCGAUGGGGCUAAAGGAGACCGAGAAACACAAAACUGGUUACGAUUAUGCCAUGGCUGUAAUGAAGAUGUGCGACAUAGUUCAUCGACGUCAAUACAAUGUGAACCUGCGAUUCGAUUUCCUCUUUAAAUUCUCACAUUUCGCAAAGCAACAAGAGAAGCUACUCGGUACCAUUCACGGUUUAACCUCGAAAGUGAUACAAAAGAAAAAGGCAGACGCUUACAAGAAGAUUUGCUUGAAUGCUGGAGAUGAACAACGGAAGCGAAAGGAGAACGCAAAGACGAACGAAACUGCAGAGAAUAAUGAUUCGAAGACUGAGGAGAAAGAUAAACGAGGAACGAAAAUGCACUACGUUAGAGACGAUCUAGACGACAUCGACGACAACGAUAUCGGAGAGAAGAGGAGGCUGGCCUUCUUGGAUCUGAUGCUAGAACUUGCAAAAAGUGGUGCACAACUAACCGACGAGGAAAUCAAAGAGGAAGUCGAUACGAUAAUGUUCGAGGGACACGACACCACAGCUGCGGGCUCCAGUUUCGUUCUCUGUGCACUCGGUAUUCAUCAAGAUAUUCAGGAUCGGGUGUACGAGGAACUGAAUGAAAUUUUCAAAGGAUCUAACCGGCCUUGCACGUUUCAAGAUACUUUAGAAAUGAAAUACCUGGAAAGGGUAAUUUUUGAAACUCUUCGGCUUUUUCCACCGGUACCAGCAAUUGCGAGGCUACUUAAGGAAGACGUAAAAAUUGCGACGAAAGAUUACGUAUUACCAAAAGGUUGUACAGUCGUAGUUGCACCGUUCAAAGUCCACCGAUUAGAAGAAUUCUAUCCGAAUCCAGAAGUAUUUAAUCCUGACAAUUUCUUGCCAGAACGAAUGCAAAGCAGGCAUUACUAUUCUUUCAUUCCUUUCAGUGCAGGACCCAGAUCGUGCGUGGGAAGGAAGUACGCGAUAUUGAAGUUGAAGGUUUUAUUGUCGACGAUCCUGAGGGACUACAGGAUCCAGUCGGAUCUUACAGAAAAGGACUUCCGGCUGAAGGUUGACAUCAUUCUGAAAAGAGUAGACGGCUUCCGAAUAAAAAUCGAGCCUCGAAAUAAAAGCAGCGAAGAGAUCGGUGCAUAAAAUGAUGGUUGGAUAAGCGACCACUGUCGACCGGCGUCGAUUGCAAAAGAAAAAUGCAAAACUAACUUGUUCAACUAGAAAGUAGGAAAGGAAUUUUCCUUUUAGUAUUUAAAUGGAUUUUAUUGAAAUAAUAUGUAGCAAUAUACUAUGUAAUUUCGUUACUUAUACGGUAGAGACAUAUUAUAAUCUUUACAUAUGUAUAAUAAUACAUAUACUAUAGACAUAAGCUAUAAGCUAUCAAGUGAUUUGAAACGUACGGUUGGUUAUUGAAAUAAAUUCAUUUAAAUAGGGUGUUUCGUAA